AACUGAAAGGCCUGGAGGAGGCCGAGUAGAUUCAUCCGUCGGACGUUUUCUUGUCAUAAAAGAACAUAAAUGCCAAGCAAGGAAGGAUGCUUGUUCUAAAACGUUGUUUGGUGCGCCAACUGUGCCGCCAUCCAGAUGUCAGCCUUCUCUGCCUACUGGCCGGAAUGUUGUAUAUUUACACCAUUCUUUCCUCCUCUGAGGACCCUAAGUUUCGUGUUCUUCAUCCUCGAUUCAGCAAGGAUCCGGAGAUGGACAAGGCAAUUAGUGGCCUUUCAGAGCUGGCACCGAACAAAUUCGACGAAACCAGGCCCGUUUCACUGAAUACGUUGGAGAGUGAUGUGACCCAGGAGAAGAACGCUGACGACGAUGACAGCAGACCACCAACAGAAACGACUACAAAGCUAAUAUUUCUCAACAACGUAAAUGCCAGAGAAGACACGCUUCAGAUGCAGAGUAAAGUGAGCAAGGAGACUACAGAUGACGUCAUACCCGCGCAAAGUCAGAACGAUGAUGUUAUAACAACUGAGGUGAUAAUUGCAGAGCCAAUAAGGAGUCCUGUGGCGCAGAGUCAGAACGAUGACGUCAAACAAACCGAGGAGACAACUGCAGAGCCAACAAGGAGUCAUGCAGCGCAGAGUCAGAACGAUGACGUCAAACCCGCCGAGGAGACAACUGCAGAGCCAAUAAGGAGUCAUGCAGCGCAGAGUCAGAACGAUGACGUCAAACCAAGUGAGGUGACAACUGCAAAGCCAAUACGAAGUCGUGUGGCGCAGAGUCGAAACGAGGAUGUCAUAACAACCGAGGUGACGAUGACAAAGCCAUCAUUACAAACCAACUUGCAACGUGAAGAAGAAGUCUCGUAUACUCAGGAGAAACAAAUGGAAAUGCCAGGUGGGAACAUGAAAUGCGAAGCGAAUGAAAGUUGCCAUGGUUUUCCGGUUGAAAGUCCCGAACAAGCAAAAAUUAUUUGCAACAAAUACGGUCCCCGUUGCAAGGGCUUCGUUUAUUCCUUGAGAUCUGGUAAAUUCAUCCCAAAAAGCGAGUUGGCGAAUAAAGUGGUGUUUUCCACUGAACAUGACCUCUAUGUAAAGAGUGACUUCGAACAAAGUAGUAAAACUUUGCAACAUGGCAGCUGUGCUUUACCGUUGGAUCAGUUCCAGUCCUUUUCUGAUGGAUGCCACUUGCCAAAGCUUGACCCAAAUGACAAAAGUAUAAUAAAGCUUAUCUCUCGACCAAACCCAAUCCAGUGCCCAGGCUUCCAGCUGACACGUUACGAGGGAGGAAUCUUGGAACUCACGGAGGAAACCAGUAGAGUGGACAACAUCUCAGCUCUUAGUUAUCAACCCAUUCUACGCCCUGAUCACAAAGACUGGGGAUUUGAAUCGGGAAAUGUAGUGAGUCUUCAAGCACAUGAACGAAAGUUCCAACUGGGCUUAGAAUUCGUCCGCGUUCAGCUUAGCACUGCAGAUGGCAAGAAACACGUAGAAUACCACGCCCAAGUCGUACCCAGAUCCUUGGAACAUGUUAUCAGCAAAGUAGGCCUUCCACUGAGUGUCGUAAUCAUAGGUUUUGAUUCAUUGUCAGCGGCUCACUUCCAAAGAGCUCUACCUGAGGCAUAUAAGUUUAUGUCUGAGGAGCUGAACUCCUUGUUUUUCAAAGGUUACUCGAUCGUCGGUGAUGGAACUACGCCUGCGCUAACAGCACUAAUGACAGGUAAAUUUGAAUCAGAGCUUCCUGAAGCCCGAAGGCAGCUCCCGGAUACUGCAUCUCUAGACCGCUGGCCGCAUAUAUUUAAGGACUUCAAAGAAAAGGGUUACGCAACAUUGUUUAGUGAGGAUUGUCCGGCGUACGGGGCAUUUAACUAUCGACUUCAUGGCUUCACAGAGCCCCCUACCGAUCAUUUCUCACGUUUCUUUUGGGAAGCAGCCCACGUGACAUCGGCGCAUUGUAUUCACAGUAAAAAACAGCACAGGAUUCAUUUUGAUUACCUGAGGUCCUUCUUUAAGGCCUACAGAGAGCGACCCAAGUUUGGUUUGUUUUUCCUCACAGACAUUUCACACAAUAAUUUGAAAUCUAUUUAUCACUGCGCUGAUGAUUUCUCGGCCUUGCUGAGGGAUUUAUCUGAAGGGAAUUUUUUAAACGACACUUUGCUGGUUGUGAUGUCAGAUCAUGGCUUUCGAUAUGGCGACACAAGGGCUACAUUUCAAGGCAAGCUGGAAGAACGCCUUCCUAUUAUGUCUUUGACAUUUCCACGUUGGUUUCUCCAGCAGUAUCCAGAACUGAUCCACAACUUGAAAGAAAACAGUGACAUAGUAACGUCACCUUUCGAUUUAUAUGCCACCUUUAAACACAUUCUUAGCUAUCCCCAGGCGCCCGCUAAUUUAACAAGAGGAAAGAGUUUGCUCACCACUAUUGAUCGGUCACGUGACUGCAAAAGAGCUGGAGUUGCCGAACAUUACUGCCCAUGUAUUCAGUGGAAAGAAAUCGACACGAGUGUAAUGCACGUGCAACGUGCAGCUCAGGCGGUCGUUGAUCACGUGAACAACUUAACGGCGUCUGACCCUUUGAGUUUAAGCCUGUGUUCGCGUCUGGAGAUAGAGAAAGUUUUAUCAGCCUAUCAAAAACUACCAAAUAUUAAAAUCGCCCAAUUCCUGGGCUCUUACGACGUGCACGGUAGAAAGCCAAUGUUCUCAAGAGGAGAUGUCACAGUUAGUGAAUGCUUAUAUCAGGUACAGAUACAGACUGUCCCAGGGAACGGGUUAUACGAAGCAUCUGUGAAUGCACUGGACGGUGAAUACCGAGUUACUGGCGAUGUAAGUAGGAUUAACUUGUAUGGCGAACAGCCAAGGUGCAUUCUUGAAAAGAGACCAGAUUUACGAAAGUUUUGCCUGUGCAAGGACUACGACGGACAGUAAAUAAUAAUUAAGAGCUUCUUG
Molecule: messenger RNA, 2936 nt
Organism: Stylophora pistillata
Lineage: Eukaryota; Metazoa; Cnidaria; Anthozoa; Scleractinia; Pocilloporidae
Source: RefSeq, a predicted model, not a curated record